Messenger RNA from Theileria parva strain Muguga, 1461 nucleotides. It is a transcript of the gene Ciao1, whose product is annotated as WD domain G-beta repeat protein. Gene Ontology annotation, biological process: iron-sulfur cluster assembly. Bases 75 to 1277 code for a protein of 400 amino acids. NCBI's taxonomy places the organism in Eukaryota, Apicomplexa, Aconoidasida, Piroplasmida, Theileriidae. Gene Ontology annotation, molecular function: protein binding. The transcript has 9 exons. Gene Ontology annotation, cellular component: cytosolic [4Fe-4S] assembly targeting complex. The record is from RefSeq and is a predicted model, not a curated record.
AUUCAGGUAUAAUAUGUAUUUUAAAUUAUAUAUAUGUAAAAUAAAUUUAAUUCGUCUGGUAAAAUGUUAAAUAAAUGGAAAUUGAUCAUCUGUUAUGCAUAAAUGGGCAUAAAGAAAGAAUCUGGUCAGUUUCUUGGAGCCCAUCAGAGGAUAUAUUUGCUACUUCCAGCUCAGAUUGUAAGGUUAAAAUAUGGAGAUUUUAUAAAAGUGAAAAUAAAAGCAGAAUAAAUAGAUGUAUAUUAAAUUAUCCCGGAUGUGGCAGUGAAUACAACUACGAACUCGAAUUUCAAAUCACAAAUUUCUUUAAAAAAACUGUUAGAAGUGUAAAGUUUAGCAGAGAUGGGAACUAUUUAAUAUGUGCAUCAUUUGAUGGCACAUCAUCUAUUUGGUCAAAAAAAAUCCCAGACGGAAAUGUUCCAAGUAAAUCUAAAAAUACUGAAUGGAAAUGCUUGGUCACACUAGAAGGGCAUGAGAAUGAGGUCAAAUGUGCAUCCUUUGACUCAAGUGGAAAUUACGUAGCCACUUGUGGAAGAGAUAAGACUAUUUGGAUUUAUGAAAAAUCGCACCAAAACACACCAAAUGAUUGUGAAGAUUUAAAUAAACUAAAUUUGACAGGAAACCUGGAUUAUUUCUGUUCAGCUAUCUUGACGGGACACACUCACGACGUAAAAUAUGUAUGCUGGAACCCAGUGGCGCUGAUUUUGGCCAGUGCUUCAUAUGAUUCAUCUAUUAAAAUCUGGACUAUCGCAAGCGCGGAUUGGUCAUGUAUUCAAACACUAAACCUACACACAAAUACAGUAUGGUGCUUAUCUUUCAAUUCUAAUGGCACAAAAUUGGCCUCCUGUUCGUCUGAUAAAUCACUAUUUGUUUAUAAAAGUAAAAUUAUUGAAUGCUUUUCACAAUUCGGGAAAAUCGCAAAACCACCACUCAACAGAUUCACGAUUUUUAAUACUUGUUUCCCAGUCCCAUGUAUCAGCAAAGAACACGAAGAUACUAGUUAUGGGCCUUUAUUUGCAGAUGACUGGGAAGUUUGCAGAGCGUAUGAGGAGUUACACUCGAGACCAAUUUACACCGUUGAUUUUGGAGAUUACAUCGUAACCGGUGGAGGAGAUAACAAAAUCAAGAUAAUUGAUCUUGAAGAUAAUUUUUCAAAUAUUCAUGAGAUAUUGGCCCACACAUCGGAUGUAAAUGCAGUUUCAUGGAAGCGCAACGAUAAUAGUAAAAUAUUAGUGUCAGUUGGAGAUGACGAGUAUAUAAGAAUUUGGAAACUUGGUUGAUGUUUACCUACUUGUUUUCGUCACUAAAAAUUUUGUAAAUUUUAUAAAUUUGCUUCCAAAAACUAAAUUAUAUUCAUGUUUUAAGAUUUUGAUAGCUUGUGGCAGAAUUUUCCCAAACUUCUAAUACACCUAUGUCAACCAGGAUUCUUACACCCUGAUGGGGAUACGUUCUUGAGUAUUGACA